UGCCUCAGCGGCACCAGACCGGCGGGUUUGCCCGGGCAGCUGCACCGUGGGAAGCCCUGCGCCGAGAAUGCAGGAAGGAGAACUGAGAUAUACUACAGUAAGAAAAACAGUAUGAUGGAUUCAGAAGGUUCUGCCCCGACGAAUUCAAAGGAAUAUUUAAGCAAUGACAUAAUGGCUACCUCUGGUAAACAUUAUCUUUGUGGCUACUGUGCGGCCUUCACAAAUAUAGCAGUCACUUUUCCCAUCCAGAAGGUCCUCUUUCGACAGCAGUUGUAUGGCCUGAAAACAAAGGAUGCAGUACAUCAGCUGCAGAAGGAUGGAAUUCGAAAUCUCUAUCGUGGCAUCCUUCCUCCAUUAAUGCAGAAAACGACAACGCUGGCUUUAAUGUUUGGCUUGUAUGAAGAUUUCUCCUCCCUGCUCCAUAGCCACACGAGUGCUCCUGAACUACUCACUCGCAGCAUGGCAGCAGUGCUUGCAGGGACCACAGAAGCUGUUCUUACACCUUUUGAGCGAGUUCAGACUUUGCUUCAGGAUUACAAACACCACGAUAAAUUUACAAACACUUACCAGGCUUUCAAGGUACUGAAAGUCUAUGGGAUGAGAGAAUAUUAUCGGGGAUUGGUGCCUAUUCUGCUCCGAAAUGGACCCAGUAAUGCACUCUUCUUUGGCCUACGGGGACCUAUCAAACAGUGUCUGCCUGAAGCAACUUCGUACAGCACUCAUUUGGUCAAUGACUUUAUCUGUGGAGGGCUGUUGGGUGCCAUGCUGGGAUUCUUGUUUUUCCCAGUGAAUGUUGUAAAAACUCGCAUGCAAGCUCAAAUUGGUGGUGAAUUUCAGUCCUUCUCAAAAGUCUUUGUGAAGAUCUGGCUGGAACGUGAUAGAAAACUGAUCCACCUUUUCAGAGGAGCCCAUCUGAAUUACCAUCGUUCUGUCCUGUCCUGGGGCAUAAUCAAUGCAACCUAUGAAUUCUUGCUAAAGCUAUUGUGAAAACCACUAUCUUCCUUCGGCUCUCUUGUUCAUUUGUGUAUUGGCACAUAUGAUGUUACUUAAUCCCAGGGAACAGUGCCUGCGUAGUGUGAAAGGUAAUUAGUCUUGGCCUUCAAUAUUUAUGGGAUGAAUGGUGAUGCAUCUAAACCUUGGUGCAAUUAAGAUGAACUUCUUAAAGUAUUUAUCUGUUGGCAGGUGAGUUUACCCAUAAUGGAGCUACUAGACAAAUACAAGUUUUUUUUAAAAAAAGACUUGUAUUAGUCCAGCGGCUUAUUCUGUAUCACUCCCAAAAUUUGUUAACGCUCCGUGAUGGAAUGUGCUCCACUGUCCACAUUGUAGAACAUGAAAAUCAAGGAGGGACUGAUGAAAAUUGAUUCCCUUGCCUGAUAAACUUCAAAAUCUCAAUUUAAGAACUGCAUUUUCAAAUGUUUUAGGGUCCUAAGUAGUCCUUAUUGUUUAAAGCUAAAAGGACGGAUCCAGAUGAGGAUGACUGAAGUUUAGAACUUCAAGCUUAAACUAAGCCUAUGCAAACUCUUCUGCCAGCUGUUUUGAUGCUUGGCUUUAAGAUGAACAUUUCGUUCAGCAGCGUAAGAGUGGUUACUGAAUGUUUAACUUCAGUGCAAGCUGACUCCAGUUCAAAGUGGGAUCUCUGUGUGUGUAUAUGUACGUGUGCCUUCAUGUGAAAAAGGGAAAAGUGGAAGGAAUGAAACAGCAAAUUUACUAAAGCUUUAAAGUGUCCUUCCUUGUUAAAAAACCUACUUGUAAACAUGGAGUUUGUUCUGCUUUUUUUUUUUCUUUUGCAUUGCUGCUUUUUCUGUUGCUUACAGCUGUGGGGCCAGAAAGAAGAUGGCCCUUUCUGUAAUGCUCAUGAAAUAGUUCAGCUUCCCGCAGUUGUGAAAUUAGUUCACAAACAUAACUCUCUUGUACUGAGGUAUCUUGUCUUUUGCAAAUUACUUCUGUUUCAUUUCGGCUGUGGAAUAAUGGAUCACAAGAAGAUACUUUUACGUGAUACUUGUAGUUCUGCCUACUUGAUAUGUACUCUUUAACAGUUCUGUAAGACAGAACUGUACAGCAGCACUGACAAGAUGAGGUUUCUGGGUAUUACCCACUUCAGUGGAGGUCUGUAAGUGUAGCAGAGACGACAGCCAAAGAUGACCUUAGAAGCAGCUAUGUAGGAAAGAUACAGCAUUUGGAGACAUGUUUAAGGACUUCAGUAGGUGAGUAUUGAAAAAGACUUACAGAAAUGUGAAGUAUUGUGUGUCUUACAGACUUGGGAGUUGAGAGAUAUGAGACUUCAGGCCUUAGAGAAAGGGACAGAAGAGCAAGCAUGACCAUAAACCAGGUGAGGGUCUCAAUAAAAAGCAUUUGAUUCUCCUGCGGGACUUUAUUUUAUAAAACUAUAUAAAACCAAAUAUUUUGGAUGAUGGGGGGUAGGAAAGCUUUCAAAAACUGGUCUGAAUUGGUCUUUUCAUAAGUUUUGGAGUGGCUAUUACUUUUUUUAAUUUGAGUUUUCCAUUUGAUUCUAAUCAGUGUAUUGUAAUACAGUCCCUAGCUUCACAGUCAAAAAUGACCAGGCACAAGUGAGCAUUCUUGUAUCUGAAUGUUGUGAUUAUCUGCAUUUAAAUAAAAUGUUUACUGAAUGUUUGUUACUGGCAGAAGCUGAUUUUUACUAGUGUGCUGUUUUUUGUAAUCACUCCUUAGCAGAAUAAAAAAAUUUGCAUCCUU
Molecule: messenger RNA, 2712 nt
Organism: Pygoscelis adeliae (Adelie penguin)
Lineage: Eukaryota; Metazoa; Chordata; Aves; Sphenisciformes; Spheniscidae
Gene: SLC25A51
Product: solute carrier family 25, member 51
Exons: 2
Source: RefSeq, a predicted model, not a curated record